CCUAUCUUAAAAGGAGGAGAAAACGAAAAUGAAAUUUCUGGCGCCUGUCUGCCCGCCCCCUGAUAAGGCCGGCGAGAGAGAGAGAGAGAGAGAGAGAGAGAGAGAGAGAGAGAGAGAGAGAGAGAGAGAGAGAGAGAGAGAGAGAGAGAGAGAGAGAGAGAGAGAGAGAGAGAGAGAGAGAGAGAGAGAGAGAGAGAGAGAGAGAGAGAGAGAGAGAGAGAGAGAGAGAGAGAACCUCUCUGCAGGUGCAGCCAUGGCGAAGCCCGUCUCCAUCCAGGUGUGGAACCCCAGCGGCAAGUACCGCGUGGUGAGCACCAAGUCCAUGCCGGGCACACGAUGGAUCCGCCUGCUCACCGACAACGACUGCCGCCUUGAGAUAUGCACCGAGCACAAGACCAUCCUCUCCGUGGACGACAUCCUGGCGCUCAUCGGCGAUCGCUGCGACGGCGUCAUUGGACAGCUCACCGAGGACUGGGGGGACGUGCUCUUCUCUGCGCUCAAGCGCGCCGGAGGCACGGUCUUCAGCAACAUGGCCGUCGGCUACAACAACGUCGAUGUCGAGGCUGCCAACAGGAAUGGCAUCGCAAUCGGCAACACGCCGGGCGUUCUGACGGAGACGACGGCUGAGCUCGCCGCCUCCCUCUCGCUGGCGGCAGCCAGGAGGAUCGUCGAGGCUGACCAGUUCAUGAGGGCUGGCCUCUAUGACGGAUGGCUCCCACACCUGUUCGUUGGCAACCUGCUCAAGGGCCAAACUGUUGGAGUCAUUGGAGCUGGUCGCAUUGGCUCCGCCUAUGCACGCAUGAUGAUUGAGGGUUUCAAGAUGAACCUCAUCUACUACGACCUGUAUCAGGCCACACGUCUUGAGAAUUUCGUCACAGCAUAUGGGCAGUUCCUCAAAGCAAACGGUGAGGAGCCUGUCACCUGGAAGAGGGCCGCCACCAUGGAGGAUGUCCUCAGGGAGGCUGACGUGAUAAGUCUGCAUCCGGUGCUGGACAAGACCACCUACCAUCUGAUAAACCCCGAGAGGCUGGCCAUCAUGAAGAAGGAGGCUGUUCUUGUGAACGCAAGCCGAGGGCCCGUGAUCGAUGAGGCCGCGCUGGUGGAGCACCUCAAGGCUAACCCCAUGUUCCGCGUUGGCCUCGAUGUCUUUGAGGAUGAGCCUUACAUGAAACCUGGACUCGCUGACAUGAAGAACGCCGUCGUGGUACCGCACAUCGCAUCAGCCUCCAAGUGGACACGCGAGGGAAUGGCAACCCUGUCUGCUCUCAACGUUCUUGGUAAGAUCAAGGGGUACCCUGUGUGGGGGAACCCCAAUCAGGUGGAGCCCUUCUUGCAGGAGAAUUUGACGCCACCGCCUGCCUGCCCAAGCAUCGUUAAUGCCAAACAAAUUGUAUGUUGCAGGCCUGCCAUCGGCAAAGCUUUAGGAGCGAACACUGACAGGCUGGUAUCUACAUGUUGAAGAUGUGUCGUCGUCGUCUCCACCACGCGCACAUAUAUGUACAUGCAUGUGGAUUGAGGUCAUGCAUCUGCAGAGCAGGUAGCACAUAUUAAUUUGGAUCAUAUAUAUUGACCAAUACACACUGUAUGCUAGAUUGCUAGGUUGCUGUGCAUGGAUCAUAUUGAUCAAUGACGACCAGGCCUCCCUCCGUUUCCCUUCUAUAUUUAGGACCUAUUUGGUUCCUUAAGUCCAAUUUGGUUCCUUAA
Zea mays is the source of this 1704-nucleotide messenger RNA. RefSeq lists its product as uncharacterized. Bases 29 to 1459 code for a protein of 476 amino acids. Gene Ontology annotation, cellular component: cytosol. Gene Ontology annotation, molecular function: glyoxylate reductase (NADPH) activity; NAD binding; hydroxypyruvate reductase (NADH) activity. Lineage: Eukaryota; Viridiplantae; Streptophyta; Magnoliopsida; Poales; Poaceae. The record is from RefSeq and is a predicted model, not a curated record. The transcript is spliced from 11 exons.